AUGGUUACUAUUGACAUGGCAUUUAUGAUUAUCUUCAUCAUUCAGACUGGAGUUGGGGGCCUUGGAAACUCUCUCCUCCUGGGCCAUUACAUCUUUACGUAUCUCAAUGGACACAGGCUGAAGCCUAUAGAUUUGCUCAUCAGUCACUUAGCCUUUGUCAAUACUGCAGUCCUCUUCUUCAAAGGGAUCCCCCAAGCAAUGGCUGCUUUUGGGGUCAGCAAUUUCCUGGAUGAUACUGGAUGUAAACUUGUCAUUUACCUUCACAGAGUGGCCAGAAGUCUUUCUCUAUUUACCACCUCCUUCCUGAGUGGCUUCCAAGUCAUCACCAUCAAUUCUAGGAGCGCCACAUGUGUAAAUUUCAAAGCUAGAAUGCCAAAGUUCAUUGUCCCCUCCUGUUUCUUGUUCUGGGCAUUCAGUCUACUAACCCAUGGCACUAUCCUUCUUUAUAUUAGAGGUCCGAGGGAUUCUAGAAAUUCCACCAAGAGAAAUGUAUAUAUUUAUUGUUCUUCAUUUUAUACUUCCGGUAAUAUAUCAGUAUUUACAGUCAUAACUUCCCUUCUUGACAUGGUACAUGUGGGAAUCAUGGUCUGGACCAGUGGCUUCAUGGUGCUUAUCUUGUACAGACACCACCAGCAAACCCAUUACAUUCAUCAGAACAAUUUCACACCUGGGGGUGCUCCUGAGACCAGAGCUAUCCAAACCAUACUUCUGUUGGUCAGUAUGUUUGUCUUUUUUUACAUGAUAAACUCUGUCAUGUCAGGGUAUAUGAACUUUUUUAAGCCAAGCCCCUGGUUUGUGCAUACCUCUGCCUUCCUGGCUGCUUGUUACUCAGCUUGUAGCCCCUUUGUCUUUAUCAUGAGUGAUUCCCAAGUUCUCAGGUACUGUGUAACUUUCUGGCAGAGAAUAAAAGCUCCUAUCUUAACACUGGCCUUGGGAUAA
Messenger RNA from Monodelphis domestica (gray short-tailed opossum), 939 nucleotides. RefSeq names its product vomeronasal 1 receptor monDomV1R1251. Gene Ontology annotation, biological process: G protein-coupled receptor signaling pathway. The record is from RefSeq and is marked provisional. Gene Ontology annotation, cellular component: membrane. NCBI's taxonomy places the organism in Eukaryota, Metazoa, Chordata, Mammalia, Didelphimorphia, Didelphidae. Gene Ontology annotation, molecular function: pheromone receptor activity.